CCAACAUGAAGCAGCUGCUGGGGCUCACUGUGCUACUUGGGGCCUUUCUGCUCAGCAGCUCCGCCCCUCCGACCUGCUACUCGAGGGUGUUGUCUUUGGGGAAGGAAAUCACAGAAAGUUACAUGAAUCUACAGAAAUCCCAAAUGGUGGAGCCAUGUGUGAAGACCCUGCCCAGGCUGUAUCUGGACAUACAUAAUUACUGUGUACUGGCAAAACUGAGAGAGUUUGUAGCAUACCCCCAAUGCCGGCGAGUGCCUCAAGUGACUGCUCUGAAGGAUAAAGCCCGGAGCCUGUACACCAUCAUGACCUCCUUCUGCAGAAGGGACUUGGUCUUUCUUAGUGAAGACUGCAAUGCUCUGGAAAUUCCAGUGCUUUCCCCUACCAAUCCUUCAGCCAUUCAGAAGUAGGAUUCCUGCCUAGCCCAGGAAAUGUUUGGAAAGAGACCA
This is a messenger RNA of Heteronotia binoei (common prickly gecko), 446 nucleotides long. It is a transcript of the gene CYTL1, whose product is annotated as cytokine like 1. The record is from RefSeq and is a predicted model, not a curated record. The coding region runs from base 6 to 407 and encodes 133 amino acids. Gene Ontology annotation, biological process: positive regulation of transcription by RNA polymerase II. The transcript has 4 exons. NCBI's taxonomy places the organism in Eukaryota, Metazoa, Chordata, Lepidosauria, Squamata, Gekkonidae.